AACUGAUCCAAUUACCCCCCUCCAAUCUUCUUGACUUCUUCUGUCUGUCACCCCUUCCUUUGUUUCUCUCUCACACAGUCACACAGUGAUUUUCAUAAAACUCAGCUCAACCCAGACGGCCAGAAUCUUCUAUUAAUCUCUCUGAACCUCCUGAUUCAUUCAACACCAAUCAUCAUCUGAAACCAAUUCUUUUUCUUUUUCCCUACACGAUUUCUUGAGUUUCUCAUCUGUGUUGGGCUCCGAUUCUCUGUUCUUGUUGUUGGAGAUAAAGAGGGAAAGAUUUAUUCCAAAAAAUAAUCCAACAAAAUGGGGAAGAAUCAAGCUUACAAAGCUAUGCAGAGAGCAAGGCUAGGGGCCAAUGGGGCUGGUCCUGAAGAGGUCAAUGAUGGCAUGGUGGAUGGUUCUUUUCAUUCACCAGAGUGGCAUGCUGCACGUCUGGCAAGCCUCAAUAAAUCACAUACUGUGACUUGGGAAGAGUUCAAAAAGAAGCAGAAGGAAGAAGAGAUGAGAAAGGGGGAGUUAGAAGCAGAUAAAGAUAAAAUGAUGCGGGAAUAUAGAGCUCAAUUGGAUGCAGAACGGGCAUUAAAACUAGCUAAAGGAAGAAAUCAUUCGAGCAGUAAAUCUUGUCGAAAGGAUAAGAAAGAGAAAGAUAAGGAUUCAAAGAAGCGUAGUAGCAGAAGCAAGAAGAGAAAGCAUUCAAAGAAAUAUUCAGACUCCAGCUCUUCAAGUUCGUCAUCGGAUUCUUCAAGCAGUGAUGAUGAGUCAAGAGGAUCAAAGUCAAAAUCUAAGAGAAGGAAGAAAGAAAGAAAACACAGAUCAAGAUCUAAGCAUUCUAGUAGUGAUAGCGAACCGGAGGGCCCUUUGCCACUUUCCAGAUUUUUUGGGAACGUCAAAAGCUGAAUUUGCUGAAUGUGUAUUAUCAUCAUUGCUUAUAACAGCAGUUGAAGAGAUUCUUACUAAAUCAACAGGAUCUAGGAGUGCAGUUUUUGUAACUGUAUCUAUAUUCUAUGUUGGUGAUACGUUAAAUUGGUUCUGUAAUUUAUUAUGGAUACAUCUUGAUGAUUGUUCAUUAAAGAUAUGAAUGUUAGAGAUCUGAAUGAUCUUGAAAGACCUCCAAUUUUAGAACCUGCUUAAUUUUGUGGUAUGCUCUUCUGAUGGAAUAAGGUAUUAAUCAUGCCUAGAAAUAACUUUUAGACAAUUAUUUUAGGAUGGGAG
Messenger RNA from Oldenlandia corymbosa var. corymbosa, 1215 nucleotides. The record is from the annotation of a GenBank genome assembly. Lineage: Eukaryota; Viridiplantae; Streptophyta; Magnoliopsida; Gentianales; Rubiaceae.